AUGACUGCUUUAACGUGGUUCAUCACCGGCUGCUCUAGCGGGUUCGGCGAAAUCCUAGUACGCCAGCUCCGCGCCGCCGGCGAUAAUGUUAUAGCCACAGGUCGCAAUGCCGAUACGAAGCUUUCCCAUCUCAAAGACACUGGAGCAGUGAUUCUCGAUCUGGAUGUCACGGCGCCUGCCGCCGAAAUCCAGACCAAAAUCGGCGAAGCUUGGAAGAUUUAUCCAGGGGGCAUCGACGUUGUGGUCAAUAAUGCUGGCUUCAUCGUCAGCGGAGCGAUUGAGGAGCUAACGCAAGAAGACAUGGACUCUUCUUUUAAAGUGAAUUUCCAUGGUCCACUCAACAUCACCCGUGCUAUCCUCCCUCGUUUCAGGGCAAAGAACAAGGGUACGCUUCUAUAUGUAGGCUCUCAAGCGGCGUGGCAUGCCGAUCCCAGUGCUGGCAGCUAUUGUGCAGCCAAGUUUGCUCUAUCAGGAGCUGUCGAAUGUCUCGCCAAAGAAUUGGCCAUCUUCUCCCCUGGCGUCAAGGUUCUCAUGGUCGAUCCUGGGUACUUCCCCACCAAGGUGUUUUCCAACAUCAGUCAUGUCGAGGCCCGCAACCCCGACUAUGCUCAAUUCAAUGCUGGCGUUCGGCAGUUUGAAGCCUCGCUCGUUGGGAAAGAACCUGGUGAUGCCGACAAAGCCGUGACGCGAAUGAUUGAGCUCGUCAAGGGCACUGGAAUGGCUGCUGGGAAGCAGAUCCCUCUGCGAGUACCCUUGGGGUCGGACGGCUGGGAAAGGGUCAAAACAAAAUGCGAAGAGACGAUCAAGAUUUGCGAAGAAUGGGAGGAGGUUGCCAAAAGCACAGAUUACACGGCGGUAGAUGCGGCUGUGAACUGA
Molecule: messenger RNA, 876 nt
Organism: Trichoderma breve
Lineage: Eukaryota; Fungi; Ascomycota; Sordariomycetes; Hypocreales; Hypocreaceae
Product: short chain dehydrogenase domain-containing protein
Exons: 3
Coding region: 1-876 (291 amino acids)
Source: RefSeq, a predicted model, not a curated record